Sabethes cyaneus is the source of this 2362-nucleotide messenger RNA. RefSeq lists its product as uncharacterized. Gene Ontology annotation, biological process: peptide metabolic process; proteolysis. Lineage: Eukaryota; Metazoa; Arthropoda; Insecta; Diptera; Culicidae. The record is from RefSeq and is a predicted model, not a curated record. The coding region runs from base 100 to 2313 and encodes 737 amino acids. Gene Ontology annotation, molecular function: metalloendopeptidase activity. The transcript is spliced from 3 exons.
CGUGUCGUGAGUGCAAAGGUGAAAAAGUGCCGGAAAGUCAGGUAAAAAGCUACAAAACUCUUCAGAAGAACGGAAAAGUAUGCCAGUUUGAUAUUAACGAUGGCAGUUUCAUUGUGCGGAAAACGUUUGCUUUUAACCCGGUCAAAUUUACUGGCAAAUCCAAAGCGCCACGGAUAUAUUGUACUAGUGCCGGAAAUUGGCGAGGAUCUUACCGAACGGAAUCCACUGACCCGUACGGAAAAUGGCCUACCAGAGUUCAACACUGUAACAAUAGAGAAAUGUGUCGGCGCAAUCGGCCAGCAGGCGGCCGGCGUGGAACGGUCGGUUCGUGCUCUGGAGGAAAAGAUCACCGCUGCCGAAGGCGGUCUAGAUGUGAUAAAGGACAUCCUGUUACCGCUGGAAGAGGUUGUAGCUCCGCUUGAGACUACCUGGGGCGUAGCUAAGACACUCUACCUUGGCAAUAGUUCCAAAAUGCCGACUAAAAGCUACAUGACGAUACACGAACGAGCGCGGGCAGCUCGUAGAUUUAAGUUCAACAGCCUGCCGAUCUAUGACGCUUUGCAAGAGGCCAUCGAUGCGAAGGAAGGCAGUUUUACGUCGGAAGAAAAUCGACUAAUCAAAAAAUACCUGUUGGAAUCGAAAUUAGGUGGGAUUACAUUAGACGAACCAACUAAGACAGAGUUACGAGAUGUUAUGUUGAAUUUGACCAAUGAGCGAUCAAAGUUCCACGGCAAAAAGGAAGUGGCCGUAAAGAAGUUUUCGCAUGUAAUAAAAGAUCCGGCAGUGAUGAAGGAAUUUCCGCCUUCGAUUUUACAGGCAUUAGCCGUAGAUCAAUCGCAAGUGGUGAAAGGUCCUUGGAAAGUCAGUUUACAACCAUUUGUGGUGCAGAGCUUUUUGGAAUAUUGUCCAGAUAGAACACAACGCUGGAAUCUGUGGCAGGCCGAUACUCGCAAGUGUUCCAAUCAUUCCGAUAGAGGAUUGGAAAACAGUACCCAUCUUGAGACGAUUCGCUCGCUGCGAAAGCGUCAAGCCAAGCUGCUAGGAUUCGAAAGUUAUGUGCAUAUGUCAAUGGAAACGAAGAUGGCAGGAUCGGUUGAACAGUUGCGCUCCACACUGGAUGAGUUGUUCCAUUAUGCUCGUCCUGCUUUAGAUAACGAAAUGGCAGAUCUACAAAAAUUUGCCAAUGAAAAUGGCUUCAAAGAUUCGUUGGAUAUCUUCGAUGUUCCAUAUUGGAAACGACGACAAUUUGCAGAGUUGCACCAGUUUGACAAGGAAGCCCUAAAAGAAUACUUCCCAAUGCCGAAGGUUCUUGGUGGUUUGUUUAGUCUGGCGGAAUCAUUGUUUAACAUACGGAUUGUAGAACGAACCGGUGUUGAUACGUGGGAUGAAGACGUUCGUUUUUACGAUAUUUUCGAUGCGAGCAAGGGAACUGAACCGAUUGCUGGCUUCUAUAUGGAUCUGUACAGCAGAGAGGAAGAGAAAAUAUCAGUUGCUGGAAAUUCUGGCUGGAUGGUUGGCAUCGUAAACCGCAGUACAGUAGCGAAAGAAAAACCACUAGCCGCUCUCAUAUGCAACUUUCCAGCUCCUUUGUAUGGAAAACCCUCACUUCUAACAAUCGACGACGUUCAGAUCCUGUUCCACAAAUUCGGCCAUGCCCUACAGCACAUGCUCACCGAAGUGCACUACAGUGAGGUGGCAGGUCUUUCCAAUGUGGAAUGGGACGCCGUUGAAGUUUCUGGAUUCGUAUUAACCAGUCUGCUGCAGAAUUCGGACGUAAUUCGUUCCAUCAGCAGUCAUUAUGGAACAGGUGAAACGCUUCCGGAUCUCUGUGUUGAUUCGAUUCUAAAGCGUCACAAACAUCUGGCCGGCUACGAGCUUUGUCGUGAACUCUAUUUCUCCAAUCUGGACCUAGACUUGCAUCUGCAAUCCGAUUACUGGUUAGACAUUGUGAAGAAGCUCUACCCCCAGUUUCAUCCAUUUCCACUGGACAAAAAGGACGCCCAUCCGUGCUCGAUGAGUCCUAUCUUCUCCGGGGACUGGGGGGCAGCCUAUUACAGCAGGAUCUGGUCUCGGAUGGUGGCGGCCGACGUGUACAGCGCAUUUGUUGAAGCGAAACAAACGGGACAGCAAUCCGAUGUCGGUCUACGUUUUCGAAACACUUUCCUAGCCCUCGGUGGGGGCUGUCACCCAUCCGAAGUGUUCCGACGAUUCCGUGGAAGAGAUCCUUCGCCGAAGGCACUGAUAAACGCACUCGACAUCAACAAAGCUUCGGUGUUGCAUGGAACUGAGCAAAUACCGAUAUUGGAACAAUAAACUGGAUUGUUUCUUUUGACCUAUUGAAUUUAACUGUUAAUAAAGAUUA